This is a messenger RNA of Rotaria sp. Silwood2, 1617 nucleotides long. NCBI's taxonomy places the organism in Eukaryota, Metazoa, Rotifera, Eurotatoria, Philodinida, Philodinidae. The record is from the annotation of a GenBank genome assembly.
AUGAACAAUCCAUGUCAACACAAUGGACUUUGUAUAGUAAUGGAUGAUCGUAUUAAUUUACAUGGAUUUAUCUGCGUUUGCAAAGAAGGUUAUCAAGGUGAACGAUGUCAAUAUAAAAGCAAUCAAAUCGAUAUUCGUAUAGAUGAGACAAUACUAACAAUAAGUUCAUCAUUCAUUCUACACUACAUAAUAGCAUUUGACAGAUAUACACAACAUAAACGAAUGACUACACUUAAAAAGAUUGCUUUCGGUUGCAAUACUAUGAGCAUUUAUGUACGACAACCAUAUAACAUUCUCUUCAUACAAAUACCUGAUGGUAAUUAUUAUCUAACUGUAUUAAGAGAAAGAUAUAUACCAUCCGAAUAUAUUCAUACUCAAGUAUUACCAAAAAAUCGAUGUUAUUCAGUUCUUGAUCUUUUUAAUGAUACUUUUCGUCGGUAUGAAUAUUUACGUCGAGUGAAAUAUUAUCCACUUUUAUGUCGUCAAGAUUCACAAUUGAUGUGCUUUUAUGAUGAGUACUACAUGUGUAUAUGUGAUAGUGAUCGUUUUUCAAAUUGUUUCCAAUUUAAUCAUACGAUGAAAUACGAUUGUAGCGGAAAAAAUCUUUGUUAUAAUGAUGGUCGAUGUUUUCUCAACAAUGAAAUCUGUUCAACAAUAUCUAUUUGUGUGUGUCAUGAUUGUUACUAUGGAACACAAUGUCAAUUUUCAACAAAAGGUUUCAUUUUUUCACUCGACCCGAUUCUUGGAUAUCAUAUUAAACCAAGUAUUUCGUUUCGUCGACAACCAUUUAUUGUCAAAUUCAGCAUUAUUAUUACUACAAUUAUGUUGAUUUCAGAAUUAAUCAUGGGUUCAAUAUCUAUAGCAACAUUUCAAGUAAAAAGAUUAAGAGAAGUUGGUUGUGGUUAUUAUCUUUUUGUAUCAUCAAUUAGUUCAAUGUGUAUGAUUAUUAUAUUAACAAUUAAAUUUUGGCAACUUGUUCUUUCACAAAUGUCAAUCAUAACUAAUAGAUCAAUACUCUCUAUUAAUUGUAUUUUAAUUGAAAUGAUUCUUAAAUCUUGUUUAGCAUCAAGUGAAUGGUUUAAUGCUUGUGUAGCUAUUGAAAGAACGUUUAGUGCUAUCAAAGGUGUGACAUUUAACAAAAAUAAGAGUAAGAUAAUGGCUAAACGAGUGAUUUUAGUUGUUAUUAUUUUAACAACAAUUACACAUAUUCAUGAUCCACUUUAUCGACAAUUGAUUACUGAUUUAGAUGGGGAUCAACAACGAAUAUGGUGUAUAUCUCAAUAUUCAUCUACAGUAACUAAAUACAACACAUUUAUUACUCUUUUUCAUUUUCUUGUUCCAUUUUCAAUCAAUUUGAUAGCUGCUAUAGUACUUAUUAGAGUAGCAGCUCGUAGUCGCUUUCAAGUAAUGCCGCAACAAUCAUUCGUGCAAAACUUUCAAUCGAAACUUAAACAACACAAACACAUUAUUAUUGCACCUAGUAUUUUGUUAUUAUUAGGUUUACCACGUCUUAUUGUUUCAUUCACCUUAGGAUGUAUGAGAUCACCACGUCAAUCUUGGUUAUAUUUGAUUGGCUAUUUUGUAUCGUUUAUACCAUCAAUGUCACUAUUNACGUAA